AUGCCAGACAAGCAGGAAGCUCACCAGUACCAGGCCGGGGCGACCACAAAUAAAAAAGAGGACGAAUGGAAACAUCGAGAACCGUACCAGAUCCAUGAGAACGAUGACAACUUCUCCGUGAAAUGGGAAGGAGAGUGCCACUGCGGGAAAGUCAAGUAUCAACUAAGCCGAGACAAGCCUUUGGCUGCAAAGUAUUGUCAUUGCACUACCUGCCAGAGAUUACACGGGGCCCCGUUUCAAUGGGCAGCCAUCUUCCACAAAUCCGACAUCAACUUCAUCAAGGGCCAUCACGAUCUAGGCUGGUAUGAUCCGACGAACAAAGACACCUCCCACCACCUGCCCUGCAAAGUGUCCUGCGCCUUCUGUCGGUCACCCAUUAUGGAUGAAGGUCGCAACAUGAUCCUCCUUUUCCCACCCUUGAUCAAAAACAUCAACACCAAAAAAGGCAGAGAAGCCUUUAAACCCUCCUGUCACAUGUUUUAUACUCAGCGAGUGGCAGAAUUUCGCGGGGACGGUAUUGUUAAAUGGAGAGGCCUGGACAAUAUGAGUGAUCUGCUGGACGAUGACGAGAAUGUCCUGGUCAAAUAUGACGAAGGCAUGAAGAGUGAGGAGAUGGAUGAAAAGAAGAGGAAGCACAUUGAGUUGGAUGAUGAAGAUAUGGUGCAGGGGACUAAGAAGAAAGCCUAA
Messenger RNA from Capronia epimyces CBS 606.96, 687 nucleotides. RefSeq lists its product as uncharacterized. The record is from RefSeq and is a predicted model, not a curated record. NCBI's taxonomy places the organism in Eukaryota, Fungi, Ascomycota, Eurotiomycetes, Chaetothyriales, Herpotrichiellaceae. The transcript is spliced from 2 exons. Gene Ontology annotation, molecular function: carbon-sulfur lyase activity. The coding region runs from base 1 to 687 and encodes 228 amino acids.